Molecule: messenger RNA, 640 nt
Organism: Nerophis ophidion (straightnose pipefish)
Lineage: Eukaryota; Metazoa; Chordata; Actinopteri; Syngnathiformes; Syngnathidae
Gene: sf3b5
Product: splicing factor 3b, subunit 5
Exons: 3
Coding region: 18-422 (134 amino acids)
Biological process (GO): mRNA splicing, via spliceosome
Cellular component (GO): U2 snRNP; precatalytic spliceosome
Source: RefSeq, a predicted model, not a curated record
CUGCGCAUUAAUGUUUCAUGUCGGAAUAUUUCUUGGUGCGGACGGCCUUUACCGGAAGUAGUCACCAAGCAGCCUGGGAAGAAACAAAAGGAGAAAUUAGCGUCUUUUCACUUUUUCUGCACCAACAUUCUUGCAACAACUACUCUCUACUAAUAAUAAAAAUGACGGACAGGUACAACAUCCACAGCCAGCUGGAGCACCUGCAGUCCAAGUACAUCGGCACGGGCCACGCAGACACCAGCAAGUGGGAGUGGCUUGUCAACCAGCACCGAGACUCCUACUGCUCCUACAUGGGACACUUUGACCUGCUCAACUACUUCUCUGUGGCCGAGAACGAGAGCAAGGCCCGUGUGCGCUUCAACCUGAUGGAGAAGAUGCUGCAGCCCUGCGGACCUCCUGCUGACAAGCCUGACGACUCCUGAACACACCGGGAUCACUCUCUACCUGCUUGGUUAUUAACUGACCUCACACCUGGAUCGUUCAGAGGCCCUCCGUCUAGUUCUGGUUUCAUUCUCCGAAUGUGUGUGCUUUGUUACAGCAGUCCUUCAUGGCCAUGCAGAGGAGAAGAAUGCAAGUUUAUGUUUUGAACGACCAUCUCGCUCAUUAGUUGAUUAAAAGAUGUUUUUUCUACCUAACUAAA